Messenger RNA from Ahaetulla prasina, 2563 nucleotides. RefSeq names its product semaphorin-4E-like. Gene Ontology annotation, biological process: positive regulation of cell migration; semaphorin-plexin signaling pathway; axon guidance. The record is from RefSeq and is a predicted model, not a curated record. The coding region runs from base 147 to 2483 and encodes 778 amino acids. Gene Ontology annotation, molecular function: chemorepellent activity; semaphorin receptor binding. The transcript is spliced from 14 exons. NCBI's taxonomy places the organism in Eukaryota, Metazoa, Chordata, Lepidosauria, Squamata, Colubridae.
AGGAGUUGAUCAGCAAUUAAAGCUUUAACAUUUAAAUUAAUAUUGUAGAGCAAACUCGUGACUCUCCCUGUGUUUGUUUCUGUGUUUUGGACUGUGAAAUUCCGUGAUCUCAAUGCAUAGAAUGUGCAACAAUUUAGUUGAAAUCCAUGGGCACUACAGCUGCUUUUUGUCUUCUAAUUCUUUGUGGAAUAAUUCAGCAGGAUGCAAGCAAUCUUCAGAAUGUCAUACCAAGAAAAACAGUGAAAUACCAGUCUGAAAAUCUAAAGAUAUUUAAAAAGCAAGGACUGUCCAAUUUUUCUACUCUUUUGCUGAGUGAAGAAACAAAUACUUUAUAUGCUGGAGUCAAAGAUUAUAUCCUUGUUUUUGACUUAAAUGACAUUUCUAAAGAAAUAUCCAGAAUAUCCUGGUUUGCUUCAGAGGAUAGUAAGCUUCAAUGUCUUCGCAAAGGAAAAAGCAAGGAAGAAUGCAACAAUUAUAUACUUAUUAUGCAUAAGAUAAAUGCAACAAAUUUAUAUGUAUGUGGCACAAAUGCAUUUUAUCCAGCUUGUCAUUACAUGGUAAUUGACAAUAUGAAAUUACAGUUGUAUACCAAAGCUACAGUAAGCAGAGGAAGAUGUCCAUAUGAACCAACUAUGAAUUAUGCCUCUUUAAUGGUUGAUGGUGCACUUUAUACAGCCACUUCAAAUAACUUUUUGGGUACAGAGCCAAUUAUAUUGCGGAGUUUCAGGAAUCCUUUAAGGACGGAAUAUAAAGCAUCUUGGCUUAAUGAACCUACCUUUAUUCAUAUGGAACUUAUAGAGGAGAAUGAAGCAAUCUCUGACUCUGACAGAAUUUAUGUGUUCUUCACGGAAACUGCUACUGAGUUUGAGUUCUACGAUAAGCUUCGGGUGUCACGAGUAGCUCAACUUUGCAAAGAUGUCUUUGUAGUCAAGAAUUCAAACUGGCGGGAAACCAUAAUUUAUGGGAUUUUUACCCAACAAUGGGGAAAGUUGGAUAUUUCAGCUGUUUGUGCAUUCCAGAUGGAGACUAUUCGAGAUAUUUUUCUGAAAGGGAGCUUCAAAAGUCCUGUUGCUUUGGAAGGUUCUCAUAUGAAAUGGGUGAUGUACAGAGGAGAUAUCCCAACUCCUCGUCCUGGGGCUUGUGUUUCUGCUCUACACUUGGGGUACAACUCUUCACUUGACUUGCCAGACAAAGUUCUCCAGUUUGCCCGAGACCACCCUUUGAUGGACAGUAUUGUGAACUCAGUUGGUCUUCAGCCUGUCUUCCUGAAAAGGGGUACCAAGUACACACAACUCAUAAUAAGCCAAGCCACUGACUUGGAUAAUAUCACAUAUGACAUCUUUUUCCUAGGAACAGAUAAGGGCUAUUUGCAUAAAACUCUCAAUUGUCAUGGAGAAUUUAUUAUUUUGGAAGAACUACAGCUGUUCCCAUCAGCAGAGCCUGUACAGAUACUCAAGCUAGCUUCUCUAAAGGGCCUGUUGUAUGCCAGUUCUCCUUCCCAGCUAGUACAGCUCCCUGUUGCAAUUUGCAGCUGGUAUAAACAAUGUUUUCAUUGUAUCUUGGCAAGGGAUCCCUACUGUGCAUGGUCCCUGUCUCUUCACAAUUGUAUCCUCCUGGCUAAAUACCUUGAGAAUUCACAAGAUCUAAUCCAGAGCAUCAGGAAUGGUGAUAUCAACAGGUGUCCUGAAGUAGAAAAGAAAAUCAGAAGCUACCCUGUCACCCUUGGCAGCAGCCCUCAUCUUAACUGUGAACCUUUGUCCAACACAGCCAACCUCCUCUGGAUGUUUAACAAGAGCCAGUUGCUGGAAGAAGAGGCUAAAUAUCUCAUCCAUACAAAAGGCCUGGUUGUCUUUAAUGCAACAGUUGCUGAUACUGGUCUUUAUGAAUGUCAGUCUGUUGAAAAAGUCAAUGGGAGAACAUUUCAUGUAACAAUGGCUGCCUAUCUCCUUCAGCCCCAGCCAGAGAAAACUUUCUACAGUCCUAAGUGUGACUUGUCAAACCAGAUGUGUUCUGAAAUAGCAGGGUCAAAGAGCAAACCUUUGGCAGACCCAGAGAUGGAGAACCCAAGGCCAUCCAGAAGAAUCCAGAGUUCGUUGUUCAGUCUAAUAAUUGUGGGGUCCACUGUUGCCUUCCUUUUCUUCCUUUUGCUUUCUUGGAAUAUUUACAAAGGCUAUAUCUCUCUGCCCUGGGCCUCUAUAUCUAAAACAUCAGCGGAUGAAUUAGCAAGCCCAGAAAUGAGUCUGGAGCAAGUAGAUCUUACUCAGACAAGCUCAACCUCACAAACAAUGACCAUCUCCACUGGCAAAUCAAGCCCAUUGAUGUCUUCCUCUAAAGUGGAUUCCAGUAUAAAUAUGAAGCCAAGCAUUAACUCCACUAAAAUCUGUGAUUCUUCAAAUUGUCUGGUCAUGGAUGAAACCAAAAUUCCCGAUAAAAACCAUGAAAUACAAGAUUGCUCCAAAGGAAGGAGUUCAACACUUCUUUGAUUCCACAAACUGGUAUGUAAAGAAUGCCUUUUUGCUUUUUCUUUAAGUGUUCGGUUUCUUUGUAGAUCACCAUUUUCUUC